Molecule: messenger RNA, 7253 nt
Organism: Athalia rosae (coleseed sawfly)
Lineage: Eukaryota; Metazoa; Arthropoda; Insecta; Hymenoptera; Athaliidae
Gene: fab1
Product: 1-phosphatidylinositol 3-phosphate 5-kinase
Exons: 14
Coding region: 298-6462 (2054 amino acids)
Biological process (GO): intracellular signal transduction; phosphatidylinositol metabolic process
Molecular function (GO): 1-phosphatidylinositol-3-phosphate 5-kinase activity; metal ion binding; ATP binding
Source: RefSeq, a predicted model, not a curated record
AGCUUUGCUCCACUCUAUUUUACGCACUCUGUGGUACACCACUCUGACUACACUCAACGCUUAAAGCUCCGCCCAUCCACUGACAACCGCGGUUGCUGUACCAGAAGCUCGCGAAAAAAUGCCCACAGUCUGAAUGUUCUAAUCGUUGUCUGUGCAUUACUAGAAACUCGGUACAAAAAUAACACACGUUCAUGCGGAAUACAUGGCCACGAAGAACGAUGUGGGAUUAAUAUACACCAAAAAGAUGAUUACCCUUAUAAGAUAACGACAGUGAAAUCUAUAGUGCAAACAGCAAAAAUGAAUAAGAAUACAAACACUACUUCGAACUUGACAGAGUUCGCUCCACUAAGCCCAGAAGAAAGUCAGCCAGGCGUCGCGUCGUUAUUUUCCAAGUUUUUCAAUUUCACCAGAGGAUCAACAGUUAACGAUGAGUCAUUGACUUUACCCAAUAACGAUGAACAGAGUUUGUCGGGUGAAUCUAAGUCUUGGAAGCAAUCGAACAGUACGGAAGAAGCUCCUGAAGACGACAGCUUAGGUAUCCUGAAUUUGACGAUGGAUGCUGCUGAAGGACGUAGCUUGCCAAAUGUCUUGAAACGUAUCAGCAAUAUCGUUGCCCUGAAAAGCAAUAACUUACAAUCUUACAAAGAUACACAACUCAGAAGUUAUUGGAUGCCCGAUAGUGUUAGUAAACAAUGUUAUGAGUGUGGUGAACGUUUCACUACUUUUCGUAGGAGGCAUCACUGCCGUGUUUGUGGUCAGAUUUUUUGUUCAAGAUGUUGCUCCGAGGUGAUUCCUGGCAAGAUUAUGGGCUGCACCGGAGAUUUGCGGGUGUGCACGUAUUGUUGUAAAGUUGUCUUGUCUUACUUACAAUCUUCCGAUAUGGGGGCAGAUUUAACAGCAGAUCUCAGAGCACUGCAAGAAGAUUUACAAGUCAAGUAUGGCAGUGACACAACACCUGUCACCCAAAGACGUAUCAACAAUGAUGCAGACCCUGAAAUACAAACUAGGAGGAAAACUAGUGUGGGUUAUAUGGAAGAAAAGUAUGCUUCAGGACGUUCUUCGAACUGCUACUUAUCAUCCGAAGAACGAGCGGCAGUUUUACGGAAUUCAGCGUCUCUAAGGAUGAUUUAUGAAGAGAUAUUCCGAUCUAGCCAAGCUAUUUCAUUACAGACUCACAGACUUCGCUUACGCAGUUAUUCCAAUUGCUUCCUAGGUAGCGAAUUAGUGGAUUGGAUGAUUUCUCAAAAUAAAGCUGCAACUCGUGUCCAAGCAACAGCAAUUGGUCAAGCCAUGCUCGAGGCAGGAUUCAUAGAAAGCGUCCUUGCAGAUAAUGCGUUUACAGAUAGCCAGGCCAUUUAUAAACCAUUGAAACCAACACGAGUACAAGUAGAUUCUGAGUUUUUAGGAGAGACACGAACAAUCUGUGAUGCCCAAGAGCCUGCGUGGGUGAAAACCAUUCCUCAGCAUGAUUCUACAACAGAUUCUGAAAGUGAAACUAAACAGCCAAGUUCAGCACUACCUACAGUUGGUCGAUUACCUUCAUCCAGUUCUAGUUUUUACCUGGAUUUGAAUCUCGAAGCCUCAACGGUGAUGUUGAAACGUCCUACUUCAGAAGAACUUAGUGUGCUUUCACUUGAUGGUAGCAGUGACAACACAAUAGAGAGAAAAGAAGUCAAAUUCACGACCCACGAGUGUAAUUCUGGCGUUAGUGAUGAACUAUUAAGCGAUACAUUGGACGUCCAAGAUAAUCAGGAACAAAAUGUGUGGCACAAACCAAACAACUUGAAAACUGUUCUGGGAGAAAGCAACGCUUAUAGUAGAUUAACAAUUGCCUACAGUCAACAUGAAGAUUCCUUAGUAAAACAACUUCUGAAUAAAGAAGGCUUAUCUCAAAGCUGGUCAGAGAUGAUUCUACCCUUAGCACAUCAAAUUGUCGACCAAGUUAAGCCAAAUUUGAACCAUGACGCAGAUGAUAUGGAUAUCAGACAGUAUGUGCAAAUAAAAAAAGUACCUGGUGGUAGCAGGAACGAGUGCAGCAUUAUAUCCGGCCUUAUUUGUAGCAAAAAUGUUGCACAUCGAGGCAUGAACGCAAUGUUGGCUCAUCCCAAGAUUUUAUUACUUCAAUGCGGUCUUAUGUACCAACGCGUAGAAGGCAAAUUACUAAGUUUGGAACCUGUCAUGAUGCAGGAAAAUGAAUACUUAGGUCAUACUGUAGCUCGAAUAACAGCACUUGGUCCAGAUGUAGUGCUGGUUCAUCGCUCUGUGUCUCGUUUAGCUCAAGAUAGACUCAGAGAAUGUGGUGUCACUCUCGUUCUGAAUGUGAAGUUGAGCGUGCUUGAAAGAGUGGCAAGAUGUACCAGAGCGAAUAUUGUCAACAGCGUUGAUGCCCACAUAACUGGUCGAUGUCGUCUUGGCACGUGUAAAAAGUUCUACCUUAGAAAUUUCCCAAACGACACAAUUGGAGUGAAAACAUUGAUGUAUUUUGAGGGUUGUGCCAACCCCCACCUUGGUUCAACAAUACUAUUGCGUGGCGGAUCACUGAACGAGUUGAGAAAAGUGAAAAAGGUAACCUUAAUGAUGAUAUUUGCUGCGUACUCGUGGCGAAUGGAGCAUUCUUUUCUCAUGGAUGAAUUUGCGAUCCCUCCAUCUCCAAAAUCUGAUUCUUUCUUGGAUGAAAACCCUCAAAAAUAUUCAAUAGAUAAGGAUGAUGCAAAAGCGCUAAUACUGAAUGCAGACACAAAGAACGAUAAUGAAGUGAUUACAAUGUCAUUAAAGGACACUGAUGCUGCAUCGUUGCAAAUAUGCAAACAGUACAGCAAUAAAUUAGUACUCUCGAAAGAACAACCAAUACCAUACAAAGAAGACAUUUUAUCUAUCGAUAUAAUUGAACAUGGCAAUAAAGCGAAGAUUCAAGAUAGAGAGAAAUCAUUGUUUAGCCCGCAUACUUUGAAACAAGUUUCCAGGAUGUUGAAUGAGUAUUCAGAUCCAUACGAUACAUUGAAAUUAUUCAAAUCAAACCCAACAACGACAAGGGGCAAACAUGAUCUUACUUCAAAUCUACAUGGGCAUGUUAAUGCGACACCAGAAAUAAAUCAAUUUGAAGAGUGUGAUUUGAACAUCGAACAAAACCAGCUAUCUAAUACAUUGGAAAUUGAACUUACAACUGACAAACUGAGUGAAACAAAUUUGAUGGGAAAUAAUGAGAAUGAUGGAGUUAUGGAUUUUGCGUACUCGAAAAUUGAUGACAAAAACAACUGUGGUGUGAACUUGCGAGAUAAAGGCAUCCAUGAAGAAAGACGUACGUGCAGUAAAUCAAUCAGCGAUCGUAGCGAUCCAUUACACCAAUAUUUGGAAGGGGGCAAUGAUCUGUUUGAGGAAACUAAUUCGUUGGUUCAACAAUUAAGCGUAACUGAUUUACCCUUGUCGAACAAAUUCAAGAAGGCAUUAGAUGAUACAAUACUCAGUGUAUCUCCAUAUUUAACAUUUUCGAUACCCUACUUAGAAACAGAACCCGGACGGAAUUGUGUAUUACGAAAAUUUUUCUCCAAAGAAAUAUACCACUCUUCUCAAUUCUCAGACAAGGUUGAAGGAGUCAGGUCAAACAGUAUUUCCACAGAAAGUGGUCGUCAAGACGACCGAAUGUCGAAUCUAAACUUGAAACCGCGGCAUGAUUUCGUUGGGACAAAAAUUACAACUUGCGCCGACAGUCGUGGUAUUCAAGCACUUCUGGCUAAUUUUAGAGCAUGUGGAAGUCGAAUCUACGCAACCAACAAUGUCCUGUUGGAAUCAACUCCACUCACAGUCACACAGAAUGAGGGAACCGAUCAGCCUACAAGACAUCUUGAUUGCUUGAAUCCCUUAACACAUCAACGACUGUCUGUUUUAUUCUGUAGUUUUUCUCACAGCAGCAACAAUGCACCCGCAUUUUGUGUGAAUCCCUCUGUAGUAAACAUGGAUUUAUAUGGGAGGAACGAUAUUGCUCUCGGUCUUUUUCUCGAACGGUACUGUCUAACGACCGAAUACAAGUGCCCAGCACAAGCGUGCAGAGCACAAAUUUCUCAACAUGCGCGAAGAUUUGCUCACGACGGUGGCUGCGUACACAUUGGCCUCAGUAAAUUGGGCAGUCAAUCAUUCAAUCAGAAAAAUACUGACAGAAUCUUGAUGUGGAGCAAAUGUAGCAAAUGUAAAGGCGUAUCACCAGUUGUUCCAAUGUCAGAUGAUACAUGGUCGCUGUCGUUUGCAAAGUAUUUAGAACUUCGAUUUCAUGGUGGCAUUUAUACUAGGCGGGGAACCGAUUCCUGUAAACAUUCGCUUCACCAUGAUCACUGUCAGUACUUCAGCAGGAAAAAUAUGGUAGCCAUUUUCAGGUAUACCCGUAUAUCUCAAUGGGAAAUUUCCUUGCCUCCUCCACUGAUAACAAUUAACUAUGAUCCAAAACAGCACAAUGACGUGAUCGAAGAAGUGAAAAAUGUGGCAUUGAAGGGAGAUGAAGUCUUCUCUAACAUUCGAGAUAAAUUGGUGACGUUAUCUAUUGAUACAGAAAUUUUGAAUACCAUGAAACAACAGCUUUUCAAAGACCAGCAAUACUUCAAAAACAAAAUUGAAGAAAUUCAAUUGAAGCUCACCUCGCCGACAUUGGAAAACAAAAAGUUGGAGGGCAAGAAUUCCGAAAAAAUCGUUCAAUCAUUAAUGUCUAGGAUCGAAGAUGGCAUUGUCAUUUUGAAGAGACUAAUAUCGGAGGCAGUUUUUGGAUGGAAUAACCGAAUACUCGAAGUUACCACAAAAAAAAAAGACGACAAACAUAGAAGGUUAACGGAGCGAUCCAUGACAACUGGAAACAGCAGCUUCAUCGAUACCGAUAGCUACAUAACUGAGGACAUACCCGCCGACUCCCACGUAGAAAGCCCGGUGUUAACUGACUACGUUGCUAUUGAUGCGACAUCGGCAGCACAUGCCGACUUACAUGGUGAUUCGGUGGAAUACUCUGAAAGCGAAACUCUAGAUAGUAACAAUCCAGAGGAGAUUGUAGUGAUCCAAGGAUCACCCAAGAACCAUCACAGGUCAUAUUCUGACGUGCUACCGCUGGCCUCCGAUGAUGUUCCAGACAAAAAAAGAAAGAGAAAAACAAUACUGUCACAGUUGUUGCCAUCUGUACCCAUUAACAACCCGAUAAAUUGUCCGCUAAAUGCACUUGAACAUCAUUCGCUCUCAUUGGGGUCUGUGGUACCAAUCGUUGUUUAUGAAUCAGAACCUUCAUCCAUAAUUGCGUACGCACUAGAUUCUCUCGACUACAAGCACAAGCUGCAAGAAUUAUUACGCUCUACUAAAGGCUCAGAAUCGAAUCCUAGUCCCUUGAAUAGACGAAAAUUCUCUGAUAACAAAGAAAGUACAUCUGACUUGGCUCAAUCAAUGGAAUCGAAACGGCCGUCGGUUCUUUUUUUUCUACGAGGUGGUAGUCCCAACUUUCCCAGUCCUGUUGAAUCUGAAAAACAUCUGAUAUCAGUGGAUAUCCCACAACAAAAUUCUGUGAAUGCACUUGAUUCAGAGGAAGAUAAAAAAGCUGCCAAGCAGCAAAAUUAUAUCGAAGUGCAGUUCAACGACGACACUACAAAUUUUUUUUGUAGAAUUUAUUUUGCCCCACAAUUUGCUGCCUUGCGAGAAAAUGUUUUACCUUGUGGGGAAGAUGGCUUUACUAGAAGUCUAAGCCGAAGUGUCCAAUGGGUCGCUAAAGGUGGUAAAAGCGGGAGCUCUUUUUGUAAGACUAGAGAUGACAGGUUCAUAUUGAAGGAAAUGUCUCGUCUCGAAAUGCAAAUAUUUUUGGAUUUUGCACCCAACUAUUUUUCUUACUUAGACAAGUGUCAACAGACAAAGCAGCCCACAUUACUCGGAAAAAUUAUUGGCGUGUACAGAGUGUCGUUCAAAAAUGUUACGACCAAUGCUGCGCUAAGAACCAGCCUAUUAGUAAUGGAGAACUUGUUUUAUAACAGAAUUAUUAAAGAUAAAUUCGACUUGAAGGGUUCUAUGCGAAAUAGAUUGGUAAACCGGGAAGAGACCGAUCAUGAGGGAGAAAUCGUUUUGCUGGAUGAAAACUUAUUGAAUAUGAGCUGUGAUUCUCCAUUAUAUAUAAGACCUCACGCUAAGGCAGUAUUAAAUAAAGCUAUAGAAAUGGAUACAAAAUUUUUGUCCGACAAUUCAGUUAUGGAUUAUUCAUUGUUGGUAGGUUUGGAACCAAGCACCGAUGAACUUGUGCUAGGAAUUAUUGAUUACAUAAGAACUUUCACAUGGGACAAAAAACUCGAAACAAUGGUUAAAAAGUCUGGUAUUUUGGGAGGCCAAGGAAAAUUACCCACAAUAGUAUCACCGGAAGAGUAUCGAGAAAGAUUUAUAGCAGCAAUGCAUCGUUAUUUUUUACCGGUUCCAGACAGGUGGACUGGAUUGGGUCAAGGUGUAGAAUCCUGCUAAGGUUCACCUAAAUAGUUAUUAUUUGGCGUCGAUUGUCAGUGCUCUACAUCGUUGAAAUAAUGUGCAAAAGAGUUCUACUUUUCGUGGUACUCAAGCCCUUAUAAGAUACCUAUGCCAACUAUACUGAGUGUCUCAUUUUAAUCUAUCCCGGCCGAUGUUUUUGAAACUAAGCAUGAUACGAGAAGAAGUUUGGUGUAAAAUAUUUAGGGUUCAACAGGGGAAAAAACUUGACGCCAUCCAAUUUUUCCUCAAGUGACCUUUUAAAGGUCAAAUUAAGGUCGACUCGGUUUUUUCAAACAGAAUGACACAUUUUUUUCGUCGGAAUCUGAAAGAGCAUCAAAUUUUGCGCCAAAAAGUAUCUACACACAUAUGGCCUAUGACCUAAAGUUGAUGAGUAAUUGGGUAGAGCCGGUCGAAAAAGCAUGCUUACACGUGGGGCCGCUGUCUCACUGGUGUACCAUAGAUACUUGUACGCUGGCGGGCGCUGCACCACACCGCGCUGCGCGGCCCCAAGUACAGCACGCUUUUUCGAGUUCUAGAGGAGUCAUAGGAGCCUAGAAUUACGAUUAGCAUUCAUAAGUCAUAUUUAUACCAAUCAAUAGAUAAAUAGUAGUUGUACGCUGCAUAUAGCCGAUAUUUGUCGGUAAAAUUCUUUAUUUGUAAACUCGAUGAACAUUAUUUGAAAACUUUGGUAGAAAAUAAUGUGAAAUAUGUCACAUUGUCAUUCUGUAAUCAUUAUGGUGCGUCACAAACAUGAAUUCAAUUGAUGUAUUUUAUCCCGCCAUCCAGUA